AUGUCAACUGUCGGAUCGGCGUCGACUCCUUAUCGGGGAAAUCGUGAAGUCAUUUCGAUUCAUGUCGGUCAGGCCGGAGUGCAAAUCGGGAAUGCGUGUUGGGAGUUGUAUUGUCUAGAGCAUGGGAUUCAACCGGACGGAACAAUGGUUGACGAGGUGGACUCGGGUGAUGACGUCGAGUCAUUCGGAACGUUUUUCGCCGAAACCGCUGGAGGCAAGCACGUGCCCCGGGCACUCUUCAUCGAUUUGGAACCGACUGUAGUUGACGAGGUUCGCACUGGCACUUACCGUACCCUGUUCCAUCCGGAGCAAUUGUUGAGCGGAAAAGAGGACGCUGCAAACUGUUAUGCGCGCGGAAGGUACACGAUUGGAAGAGAGAUGAUCGACGUGGUGAUGGAUAGACUGAAACGCUUGGCCGAGAACUGCUCGGGUCUUCAAGGUUUCCUCGUCUUUCACAGCUUUGGCGGAGGCACUGGCUCUGGAUUUUUGUCCCUAUUAAUGGAGAGAUUAUCGAUGGAGUACGGAAAGAAACCGAAAUUGGAGUUCGCCAUCUAUCCAGCGCCACAGGUUUCAACCUCAAUGGUCGAGCCGUACAACUCAAUCCUGAUGACGCAUACCACGCUGGAGUACUCGGAUUGUACAUUUAUGGUCGACAAUGAGGCGAUCUACGAUAUUUGUCGUCGGAAUUUGGAUCUAGCAAGGCCAACUUACACGAAUUUGAAUCGCUUGAUUGCGCAAAUCGUCUCCUCGAUCACCGCCUCGCUGAGAUUCGACGGAGCGUUGAAUGUGGAUUUGACCGAGUUUCAGACGAAUCUGGUUCCCUACCCGCGAAUCCAUUUCCCGUUGGUUACUUAUGCGCCUUUGGUGUCUGCAGAGAGAGCUUUUCAUGAACAAAAUACAGUAGCCGACAUGACGAACGCGUGCUUUGAGCCGGGCCAUCAAAUGGUGAAAUGCGAUCCGAGACGUGGCAAAUAUAUGGCUGUUUGCUUACUGUACCGGGGCGACGUCGUGCCGAAAGACAUCAACUCGGCGAUUUCGGCGGUGAAAACGAAGAGAACCGUGCAAUUUGUGGAAUGGUGUCCCACCGGUUUCAAAGUUGGGAUCAACUAUCAACCGCCGACCGUCGUUCCUGGUGGAGAUCUCGGGAAACAAACGAGAUCGGUAUGCAUGAUUUCGAAUACAACCGCGAUCGCCGAGGCGUGGGCUCGUUUAGAUCACAAAUUCGAUCUCAUGUACGCGAAAAGGGCUUUCGUCCAUUGGUACGUGGGUGAAGGAAUGGAAGAAGGCGAGUUCUCAGAAGCACGCGAAGAUAUGGCCGCUUUAGAGAAAGAUUAUGAAGAGAUUGGGGAAGAUGAGUACAAAGAAGACGACGAGUCCUAUUACACCAGUCAUUCGCGAGCUCAAACCGGCCACUCAAGACAA
Mesorhabditis belari is the source of this 1422-nucleotide messenger RNA. The record is from the annotation of a GenBank genome assembly. NCBI's taxonomy places the organism in Eukaryota, Metazoa, Nematoda, Chromadorea, Rhabditida, Rhabditidae.